Heterostelium album PN500 is the source of this 342-nucleotide messenger RNA. RefSeq names its product mago nashi protein (gene magoh). Bases 1 to 342 code for a protein of 113 amino acids. Gene Ontology annotation, biological process: RNA splicing. The record is from RefSeq and is a predicted model, not a curated record. The transcript is spliced from 6 exons. Gene Ontology annotation, cellular component: nucleus; exon-exon junction complex. Lineage: Eukaryota; Evosea; Eumycetozoa; Acytosteliales; Acytosteliaceae.
AUGAAUACAGAUACAGAUACAACAGUCGCUCAAUCAACAACAACCGAUGUUGAAAUCACAGACGCUUCAAAGAAGAAAGAUGAAUUCUAUUUAAGAUAUUAUGUAAGCGAAACAGUAAUUGAUGUAUUAAAGAAAAUGAUUACAGAUUCGGGUGUAAUGAUGGAAGACGACAAAGAUUGGCCUGAACCAGAUAUUGUAGGAAAACAAGAAAUAGAAAUAGUAUACAACAACGAACAUAUCUCAUUUACAACAACCAAAAUAGGAUCAUUGUUAGAAGUAGAGAAAAUACAAGAUCUAAAGUGUCUUGUAUUUUCAUUGAUUGGUCUACACUUUAAGUACUAA